AGCGGCUCAAGUGAUUUGCGGCGCAAAGCGAGCGGUGACUAGAGCAGUGAUGCCUUUAGAGGUCAAAACUAUAUUGCGUACACCCUUCUAUGAUGAUGUGCCGCGUGCUUUCGUACGCAGCGGUGAAAAUAUCAGCGAUUCUACGCUUUUUGGACCGUACGCGCAGACCAUUUGGAAUUUCGCCAACAGACACCAAAUGUUUUUGGAAAUUAAUCGUGAUUUAAGUGAAAACUACUCGGAGACCUACGAACGCAUACAUAACGGCGAGUAUAAUCUGGCGAUGAAUGGCGCAACGCUGGUCAAUCAUUUCAAGUUUAAUGUACAAUUUAGUUAUCCGCUUUAUUGGGUGAAGAACUGUAUAAUGGUACCGCUGGAGGAUGAGUUGCCAAAGUAUUGGUACAUAGUAUGGCCUUUCGGACGUUACAUUUAUGCGUGUCUACUCUUUGGCAUCUUCUACAUAGCCAUACUUAUGCGUUACAUCGAAUAUCCAACCAACGCGACGAAGCCCACACGUUCGAUCACACGUAACAUACUGCACAGCAGCGCGAUCAUAAUGUUUAGCUCGAAUAUGAAUGUACAGCUGAAGAAUGCACACACACGCGUACUCUUCUUCUACAUGCUACUCUUCGUUUUCGGCUUCAUAUUGGCCGCCUAUCAUGCACCUUAUUUGACCGCCUAUAAUAUGAAGCCCGUUUUUGUGCCGCCCAUUAACACAGUUGACGAUCUACUGAGCGCUAAUAUUAACGUAUUGAUCACAUUGACUGACUUUGCGGAGAUCAAACAUAAUAGUGUUGAGCACAUACUCGCGUUGUCGCGCCUAUUGCGUGAGGUGCCAUGACAGGAGUUUCAGGAUGUUUUAGACAAAUUAAAUCGCCAUUACGCCUAUGUGGUAACAGAGGAUCAAUGGAAUUUUCUAAAUCGCCAACAGCGCAUACUAAUCCAACCGUAUUUUCAUCUCUCGAAAAUCUGUUUUGGCACCGUCUUCAAGGCUAUACCGUUGCAACGCGAUGCCGUUUGGUUGGAGACGCUCAAUUUGUUCAUUUUAAUUGUACGCGAGUCGGGUCUUUGGGGUCAAUGGGAGGAGCGCGCAUUCAAUGAAGCAGUACGUGCAAAAUAUGCACAAAUAUUUACCGACACCUAUCCGGUAGAAUCUUUAAAUUUGCGUUUCUUUACAAUUGCGUGGAUCGUUUUGGCUUCAGGUCUGCUCUUAAGCUCAUUGGUAUUCGCCAUAGAAUAUUACGUUCAUAAACAUUACAGCGUGAAACAGUUGGAAUACCAUCGUUUCAUGUAUUAGUAGCGCCUUGACGAGUUACAAUAUUAUUUUUUUAUAAUUAAAAGGCAAUGUAAGUUCGAUAAGACUAAAAAAUCAAACAUAAAAUUAUGAGAGUUACUAAUUUAGGCAACUUAAGGCAGUAAUGGAACAGCGAGCAAAACUACGUGGAAGGAAAAAGUAGAGCAGGAAAGAAGUAACUAUUAAUUUUACAUACGCUCUUAUUUUUCCUAUUGUUUCACCGUUGUGAGUCGCUUUAUUUUGCGCUCUGCUAAGUGCUUUGUCUUAUUACUAGUGUGUACUGCUCACACUCAUAUAUUAGUUGAAGAGAGUAUCGUACCAGCAGCGAGCCAAUGAGCGCACAGCGUUGCUCUUCGUUCGACAAAUAACAGUUUACUACAAUAUUCAUCAUUUCAAUAUAAACAAAACAGAUUUAAAGUAAAAAUUAACAUUGAAACAGAAAAUUAUUUAUUAUGACGCAGCCUAAGUAUUUAAGAAAUAAUAUGAUCAUUAGCAUAUAACAAACAGUGUCAUAAUGAGACUGUCUUCACUGACGC
Messenger RNA from Bactrocera oleae (olive fruit fly), 1827 nucleotides. RefSeq names its product Ionotropic receptor 56b (gene Ir56b). The record is from RefSeq and is a predicted model, not a curated record. NCBI's taxonomy places the organism in Eukaryota, Metazoa, Arthropoda, Insecta, Diptera, Tephritidae.